AUGGUUUCACGCGCCGAAGUCGCAGAUCAUCAUCAUCCUCGCUCUCGCUCCGUCUCCCAGUCUCGAGGCGCUCCCUCCAUCGUCUCAAGAAAUUCCCGCUCACGACACCAUCACCAGCGGGGACGGUCGCAUUAUGGAGGGACGUCCCACGUUCCGCAGAACGAAUUCCCCUUCUUCUCACACACCGGUGAUGUGGAGAUUGUAAUUGCCUGCGAUGGACAAGAGAAGAGAUAUCUCCUCCACAGCUUCACGUUGGCUCAGUUUGCAGGCUUCUUUGCCGAGGAGACCACAAGAGGUCAGCCGCAGAGCCGUCCAACCGAUGGCGCCUCGUCGAGGCCUGGCCAGGCAUUGAGUGUCAUUGGGGAGGAGUCGUCUCAGGUCAGUACGACGGCCGGUCCUUCGGCUGCUGGCCCACAGCCACCGGCACUACCCUCCGCAUCACAACGGCAACGAUGGCGGUUCGAGUUGGACUGGGAGAAUCUGGAGGAAGACGAGGAGCCCAUCCUGGUCCAAAAGACGCCAGAAAACAACCUGUUCGCGCCAGGACCGGCUCCUCCCCAGCCGGAUCGUCCAAGAACCGAGCGGGCGCAUUCAUCGUCCUUUUUCCGCUCCAUGGCGAAUCUAGCCCUCUCCCACCGUGGACCGGCCUCACAGUCUUCAGCCGAAUUGGCCGUGACGGCACCGGACGCGUCUCUCACAAACCCGCUGGUCCGAGACUACGACAAUCUUUUCCGCAUCUUCUACAACUACCCACCCGUCCUGAACUCGACGAACAUUGCUUCGGCCUAUUCGGAAUGCAAAGCCCUUCUGUCUCUGGCAGACAUGUACGACGCCUUGCCCGUGGUUGGCCCUCGAAUCGACCACCAUUUACUGCGGUUUUCAUCCCGCUUGUUCAAGCAGAUUGCCAAGUACCCGCCAUCAUAUCUGAAACUUGGCUAUCUUGCCCGGAGUCGAAUCAUCUUCUCAGAAGCCCUGACACACGUCGUGGGCCAAUGGCCCGCUGCCCUUCCCUACAUCAAACCACCCGACCAUUCUGGCGGGGGUUAUGAAGUUCCACAGUCAGUCAUCGACCUCAUUGAGGACAAAGUCGACGAGCUCGAAGAACUGAAACAACGAAUCGAGACGAAACUAUUCAGGUUGACACUAACAACCAGUCGCGGCGAGAGGGUCAACCCGUCGAACGACUAUCUGGGCUGGCUAGCAAUGUCGCUGUGGCGGCAAUGGCUUGCCGAGAAUACCACACCCGAAGUCCGGGGCAUCCUGAAGAAUCCGCCCAACUCACGUCCUGGUAGCGGGAAUAGCAAUGCGCCUCCCCGUCUGCCGGCUCCUCGCCCCAGUGUAGAACGCAACAUGCCACCUCCGCCGCCGUAUCAGCCUCACCCACCUCCCGUCGUCCACGCGCACCAGUCCAGCGCCAUAGCCACGGGUCGCAUCUUCCGCCUCAUCGCCUCCACUAACCCCGACACGUUCCUGCCCCACGACGAACUCAAGCGCUUCCUCAAACUUACGCCACCUUCCACCAGUCAGUCUCUGUACACCCGCGACAAUCUUCGCCGGUUCGAACGCAAGGUGGAUGAGAUCAAGAACGUCGCGAGGGAUGUAGUCAAGCCACUAGUGAGGAACUGUCUGGAGCUGGAUUUGCGGAGCCUUGCUGAUGGUGGAGGUGGUGGGCUGGGGUAUCUGACCUGUGUGAGGUGCGAGGAGGAUGAGUUGCCCUGGGAGCUAUGA
Messenger RNA from Cladophialophora carrionii CBS 160.54, 1728 nucleotides. RefSeq lists its product as uncharacterized. The transcript has a single exon. The coding region runs from base 1 to 1728 and encodes 575 amino acids. The record is from RefSeq and is a predicted model, not a curated record. Lineage: Eukaryota; Fungi; Ascomycota; Eurotiomycetes; Chaetothyriales; Herpotrichiellaceae.